GGCGUGCUCUAAUAGACUAAAUGGGUGUGGUUUGUUGAUUGUUUGCACACUAUCAAUCACAAUGGCAGGUCUUGACUCUUACUGUAGAAUAUCUCCUGGAGGAGCUGGUAGUGAAAAUAACGAGCCAUUUCUCUUGUCUAUUAGAGAAGACGAUGCCAUCAGCACUCUGCAUAGCUACGGGAUACAUAAAGUACCUCACUUAGGAGUUUAUGGUUCAAACUAUGCUUUAUCGCUUCCACUGGUUUUGCUCUCUCUCCCUCCAACACUCGAUUUCCUGCAGUUCCUUCCUUACGACAUUUUAAAUUCGCUCGAUUUGGGUCCUCCAAUUAAUGCCCACCUCAACACAGUUGCAAAGACCCUCGUACAGAAAGUGCUGACAUCAGCUAGUUUAAAGUAUCGUUCCUCUUUUGCCUAUCGGAAUAAAGUGAGGAUAUCAACAGAACUAUCAAUGGACCAAGACAAUGAAGAUACAGAGGGAGAGGCUAGCAGUACGUGGUUACGUAGUUAUAGCAACAGUAACCAUAGCAACAGGAAGGAGUCUUUUAUGAUAACGGAGCCAAUCAUAUUAAUCGAUGAUGAUGCCAUUCGUACAGCUGCCAAGAAGUUAGUCCGUAAAGUCCUUCACGUAGCUUGCUUUCGAGCAGAGGGCAGACGAUCAUCAAUUGAGAUGGAGUAUUUGACCAACAACACUAAGAAAUUGAAAAUCAACGAUGAUGCUAUGACUCCUCCCCUCUCACCUACAAUAGCCCCGCCCCUUGCCCCUCCCACUGAAUACUCGUUCUCUCCCCCUCUUUCCACUAGUAGCUCCCUUUUAUUUGAUAGUGGUAUCAUGAUGUCGUCCCCUUAUCACUCCUCUUCUGAGUGUGAUCAAACACUCUCUAAACAAGAGGAGGAGAGUCUGAGAAAGCUGGGAAAGAGGAGACAGAGGAGUGAGUCCCAUGAUGCUGGACUGCUAAAAGAGGGUGGGAUUAAUGGGAAGUUCCAACCAGUUUUACCGCGAGUGUACUCAGAGCCUGUUAUCAUUGAAGAGCAAGAGAUCUCUCCUCCGAUGCCGACCACACCCCUAGCCGCACCUCUUUUUAUUAGUAACGGCGGAAUGGAUAAAUUGACUAAUUUAAUAGUUGACAUGUCGAUCAGGGAAGAUUCACCUUGUAAAGAUGUUGGUGAUAAUAGUGAUGAUGAUUAUAUCAUUAUUGAGGCCAUUACUAAAAUGGUUGACAUCAGCCCAGACGGUUCUGAUAGUCCACCUAUUCAAUCUCAUUCUCAUGAUUCCAUUCUUGGUACCGAUUACUCCAUUCCUAUUACCAAUUACUCAGUUCCUGGUAUGGACUAUUACGUUAUGGUUCAUCCCAGCCCUCCUCCUGGAGUGUGCCAGAAGUUUCUUUGCAAUAAUUACAAUGAAGUCAAUGUUUUGUAUCACAGCUGGCUAUUUGGUGAUGUUGAUUAUGAUCCAAGUGUUACACUAUUGGAGUCAGUUGGUAUGGGUCUGUUUGAUACUGUUGGGAUAGCACCUGUUCAUUUAGACCUCAGAGAUGCUGGUAUAGCUUUUGGUUACCUUGAGGAAAGGACUGUGUGCAUUCAUAGUUGCUGUUUUUCUCCAGAGAAUGCUCAGUUUCAAAUCCUUAAUUAUGAUCAUUUUUGUAGUUUUUACUCUGUUGCUCGUCACGGUGAUAGAAGAGUUGUCACGUUUCACAUUGUUUUAUCUCCUUCUGACUUGCCUUGUAUAAAUAAAAUCAAAGAGUGUAAUAGUUUAGCUGAUUUAGUGAAAUGUUUUGAUUUUUUUAUUCCUCCCGCCUCCCAGAAAAUCCGGAACCUUUUAUACCCAUUUUUUGUUAGUCAUUAUUAAUGGUUUGUUUUAUAAUUAUUUUAUCAUGCACAGAAGGAGCAUGACCAGACUA
Messenger RNA from Amphimedon queenslandica, 1898 nucleotides. RefSeq lists its product as uncharacterized. The coding region runs from base 62 to 1846 and encodes 594 amino acids. The record is from RefSeq and is a predicted model, not a curated record. Lineage: Eukaryota; Metazoa; Porifera; Demospongiae; Haplosclerida; Niphatidae. The transcript is spliced from 4 exons.